Aspergillus steynii IBT 23096 is the source of this 2286-nucleotide messenger RNA. RefSeq names its product grainyhead-like protein. Gene Ontology annotation, biological process: regulation of transcription by RNA polymerase II. The record is from RefSeq and is a predicted model, not a curated record. Gene Ontology annotation, cellular component: nucleus. Gene Ontology annotation, molecular function: RNA polymerase II cis-regulatory region sequence-specific DNA binding; DNA-binding transcription activator activity, RNA polymerase II-specific. Bases 1 to 2286 code for a protein of 761 amino acids. The transcript is spliced from 5 exons. NCBI's taxonomy places the organism in Eukaryota, Fungi, Ascomycota, Eurotiomycetes, Eurotiales, Aspergillaceae.
AUGUUCAACAAUAGGCAAAACGCCCAGAAGCCUGGCAGUGAAUUCAUUGAAAGAUUCCAGAAGAGUUUCCCCAACGUCCUUUCCUCACAACAUCACCGCAAUGUCGCCUCCCUCGGUCAAGUCCCUGCCGCGCCUAUCACCCCAAAUCGGGCCGGUAUGGAAAACGACGGCACUCUCCAAGGUAGCCACGGCAGCCAAGGCAGCCACGACAUUAGAUUCGCACCCUCAUUCGUCGACCCAAAUGCCCUCUCGUUUAUGAACUCCAUGAGCCAGCAGACGGGCUACUACACGCCGAACUCGGGUGGAUUGGGCACAGUUUUUCACAACCAAGCGGGCGACCUACAUACACCCAACCUGGGUCUCAACUUGAUGAGUCCACUCUCGCUUGGGCACCAAAUGACCGGCACAAAUCUUUCAACCGAUGGUUCAUCUAUGGGACUAGAUCCAUUCAAUCAACAGUACAUGUCGCAGCAUUAUCACAAUCCUCAAACAUUUGCUCCGCAACCAACUUUUGCGCCCGGCGCAUUGGUCCAUCGUGAUUCAGGUUAUGAUGCCAUGGAUGAUUCUGUGGAUGAACUGUCUCUAAAUGAUAUGGAAUUGCAGGCAAAUGCAUCUUCACAAUUAGUCGGUUCGACGCUCCCGUCCUCUGGGCAAUUGGACCCUGAGACUCCCGGCGAGAAGUUCCGCUACCAUGUUACGUUGCGUGCACCGACAGCUAUGGUCAAGGAUCAUAAUGAGAUCCCUGUCUCGUAUCUCAACAAGGGCCAGGCCUACUCGUUAUCCGUCGGCGAUACAAACCCGCCUCCUCAAACUGCGCAGCCAGUCAAAUACAGAACCUUUGUCCGUGUUUCCUUCCAGGACAAGGAACAGCGAUCGAAGCCAGCCGCUUGUUGGCAGCUUUGGAAGGAAGGCCGAGGCUCUAGUGAAGCUCAUCAGCGAGGUGGCAAGCUUCAAGCGGUGGAGUAUGUUGAUCCGAUCCAGGGAGGCAUUGAGGACCAAAAGAACAGGCAAAUUCAACUUGAGAGCUCAUCUUUUGAUGGCUUCUGUGUGACGUGGACGGCAAACCCGGCCACCGGAAAUCCGGACUGCGCAAUUUCUGUUCGCUUCAAUUUCCUGUCGACCGAUUUCAGUCACUCCAAGGGUGUCAAGGGAAUUCCUGUUCGACUUUGCGCCAAAACGGAGAUUGUUUCCCCGGAAGAGACGGAGUUGGGUUCUAACACGGAGUCCGAAGUCUGUUUCUGCAAAGUCAAGUUGUUCCGGGACCAUGGAGCUGAACGGAAGCUUUCGAAUGACAUUGCCCACGUGAAAAAGUCCAUUGAGAAACUUAGGCAGCAGAUUGCGCAGGCGGAAAUGGGUGCUGGCAAUUAUGGCAAGCGCAAACGUGUCAACGGCUCAAUAUCUCUCAAGGGCUCAGACGCGCGCCCUUCCAAGAUCACCAAGCAUAGACGUACCUGGUCAAUGGGCUCCCAAGAUGGUCCUGACAGGAUGUCUAUGGAAGAUGAUCUCCAUGUGAAACUAGCACUGAUGCAGGAAAUGUUCACCUCGACCCGGCCUGUGAGCAUUCUGUCUUUGCGCGGCGACGAGCAAGAUGAUCCCGAUCUAUUCCCUGUUCAACUAUCCGACGCGCGCGGGACUAGCAAAAAGGAGAAGAUGGGGUCUCAUUUCAGCGGAGAUGGGUUGAGCUCCCAAAAUCUAUCUCCGCUUAGCAGCUCCAUCUCGUUGAAUUCCCCAUUUACCUCGACCAACCUGCAGCAGUUCGCGUUUGACUCCUCGGGAAGCCGUGGAUCAGUGGGUACUUUCCAAGAGUCUUCUGAUAGCUCCGACGAUAAAUCCGUCUUGAGGCACCCGGUGAAGAUUCAACGAAACAACACGUCAGACUCCAACGUAUCUUUGGGCUACAUCGAGGCGGUAGACAUUGAUCCCGCAUACCGGCCUCCAGCAGAAUGUCCACCCAAGCCAAUCGCAUGUUUCUACGUCCGUUUCCCGCGAAAUGAUAAACAUCAGGACGACUACUACCGAGCGGUCUAUCUCACAGAACUAACAGUUCGUGAUCUGAUGGAAAAGAUCUCCUUGAAACAACAAAUCGACCCUCGACGUAUCGUCCGCAUUCUUCUCGUCAAGGAGAACGGACUGAGAAUCAUGGUGGAUGAUGAUGUGGUUCGUGAACUUCCCGACGGUCAAGAUAUGAUUGCCGAGAUCUCCGACACAUCAGUCUUCAAUGCCACCCCUGUCGCCGGUAACGAAGAGUCUUCGAACUUAGGAGUGGAGGUCAAAUUGAGAUACUGA